AUGUCUAAGAAGAUGGAACGCUCUGGGAAGAAGAAGAAGAAAGUAGAGGACUCGGACGAUCAAGAUUAUAAGAAGAAAGUCUUAUUGGAUUAUUCUACGCCUGGGGUGGUGGGUAAUCUGGGGAGUGUCUCAGAGUAUGCCAAGGCUCAAAAGAUAUCGGUCGGGCGUGCCAAGAGAGAAUUGGAAAAGAAUCUUGCCUAUACCCUACACAAACCCAGAAGGCGGCGCGGUGCCUUUCAACCCGUUCUGGUGUUCGACAUGGACGAACAAUGGGUGGCCGAUCUGAUAGAAGUACAAUCGAUUGCCAAACAGAAUAAGGGAUAUCGCUAUCUUCUCACUGUCAUUGAUGUGUUAUCCAAAUAUGCGUGGGUGCAAUCGCUUAAGAAGAAGACUGGAAAAGAUGUCACCAAAGCCUUUCGACGUGUACUCACCCAAGCCGAAGGGAGAAAACCUCUUAAAUUACAAACGGAUGCGGGUAAAGAAUUUUACAACGGAACGUUUCAGGAGCUCAUGAAACGAGAGAAGAUCCAUCAUUUUUCGACGCACGGGGAUGCCAAGGCUAGCGUCGUGGAACGUUUUAAUCGCACCCUGAAAUCCAAACUCUACAGAUAUUUCACGGCCGCCAACACCCUAAGAUUCGUAGAUGUGUUACCCAAACUCGUCCAACAGUAUAAUCACACCUAUCAUAGGAGCAUAGGCAUGGCUCCUGCCAAAGUCACACUUUGGAACGUGCAAGACGUAUGGCAUCGAUUGUACGACGGACGCUUGGAAGAAGGGAAGAAACGACGUCCCGUGUUUAAAGUGGGAGAUAGGGUACGUCUCAACAAGAGAUUCAGAUCUUUUAAGAAAGGCUAUUUACCGGGAUGGACGGAGGAAGUGUUUGUCGUACGUCAAGUGGUUCCCUCUUUGGGCGUCACGACCUACAAGGUGAAAGAAUUGGACGACACUCCUUUACAGGGUACCUUUUACGCCAGGGACUUGCAAAAGGUGACAGUGGACGAAUCCUCGUUUUUUAGGGUCGAAAAAGUGUUGAAACGUACCAAAGAUAAAUUGUACGUCAAGUGGAAAGGGUAUCCUGCCAAAUACAAUAGUUGGAUCCAUAAAAACGACGUGAAAUAA
Pocillopora verrucosa is the source of this 1119-nucleotide messenger RNA. The record is from RefSeq and is a predicted model, not a curated record. Lineage: Eukaryota; Metazoa; Cnidaria; Anthozoa; Scleractinia; Pocilloporidae.